GUGACCUUGACACUGCUCAGUCAGUCCUCCGCUUCCUUUCCUUUGCAGCGGGUCAGCUCCUUAACUGACAAACACCGCUUUUCUCUUCUAACCGACCGCCACGUCUCGACCGGGCGGUCUCGCGCCUGUGAAACCUCCGCUCCGGCUCGCGCUCGGCGCACUCCGGCUGCUUCUCGAGCUUUUUGCGCAACUCUCACAUGUCCGACCGCGGUAGACUCGCAGCCCCAGCGGCUCCCCGGCGGCAGGCCUCUGCGUUCACCGCGUGAGCAUCCGUCCUCACGCCGCGGUUGGGCGGGUCCUGCUCGGCCGCGGAGGAAAGCACGUGCCCGGUGCACCGCUAGCCUCCGCUCCUAUGAGUCAAAGCGACCGCACCGGGGGAUGAGCUGUUGAGCUGGGCUGUCAGAAUGAACGGCACUCAGCAGUGCGAUACCAAGAGACAGCACCUCCUGGAGAGGCUGCUGGAUGCAGUCAAACAGUGCCAAAUCCGCUUUGGAGGAAGAAAGGAGAUCGCCACAGACUCAGAUAGCCGGGUGAUCUGUCUGUGUGCCCAGUUUGAAGCGGUGCUGCAGCAUGGCCUGAGGAAGAGCCGAGGUCUGGCUCUCACCGCCGCUGCUCUCAAGCAGGCUGCAGGCUUCAACACCAAGACCGAAGGAGAGGUCACUUUCUGGUUCUAUGUGAAGGAGCAUCUGAACCGCCACGAGCUCCAGCGGUUCUACUCCCUACGUCACAUCUCCUCAGAGCUGGGCCGCGGUCGCGCCUGGCUGCGCUGCGCCCUCAACGAGCACUCGCUGGAGCGAUACCUGCACACACUGCUGGCUGACCGCCUUCGCCUGGGAACGUACUAUGAAGACGGUGCUUUUAUUCUCGAUGAAGAGAGGGCCAGUAUGCUCCCCACCAUGGCUGCAGGUCUGAACUCCAUCCUGUUUGCCAUCAACAUCGACAACACUGACCUGAACGGCGGGGUGACGCGAGGUGGGGCCUCCUCGGUGUCCCACCUCCUCAAGGAGUCCACGCAGGGCAUCGGCAGCCUGUGGAAAGAGUCGACUCAGGGGGUCAGCAGCCUGCUGCGAGAGAUCAGCACCGCCACGGCUGUGGUGCCCGGCUUCACCCCCAGAGUGGACGGGGCCUCCGACCCGCUACCCGUCCUGCCACGCAGCAGCUCGGCCGACUCGGGGUUGAGGAAAGAGCGCAGGAGGAGAAAGAAAAUCACCAACAUAAUUUCCUUUGAUGACGAUCUGGACGGAGGCGCGGAGGAUGAGGAGGAGGAGGGAGAGGAGGACUCCCAGAAGAUGGGCGCGAUGAGGAAGAGCCACACUGCUCCUGCUCAGAGCAGUGUGGAGGAAGGAGUAGACCCUUUGGAGCCGGUCUUCUCCGAGUCGCCAGUCCAGAACGGCAUGGCUGAGCCGGGCAUAAUCAGCUGGGUGGGGUCCCCCCAUCCCUCUCGUUCUCCGCCCACUACUCCUCCUCCUCUACCUGACAAUAAGAGUAUAGACAACGAGGAGGAGGAGGAGGAAGAGGAGAUGUACAAACCCAGAGCACAAACCCAUGAGGAGGAGAGGAGAAGCAGCUCUGAUCAGGUGGUGGUCGGCAGCCUGUCCAGUGUGUCCACCUGGAGCCCCCUACAGGUGAUGAUCGAGCACAGGAGCUCGGACAUCCUCAUUCCCCUGAACCCUGCAGACUCUCAGCCAGUGAGCUCUGUGGAGGACACGGCUGCAUUUCCUGCUCAGUGUGAGUCAACAGGACCGGUGGGAAACUGUGAGAGCAGCAGAUCGCUGCUAACGUUGAAUAUGGAGUCCAGCCCACCGACGCAGUCCGCGCCGCUCUCCAGUGUGCUGCCAACAUCUGGUCUGCCAGAGGCCAUGACCGUGGUGGAGCUGCGUCAGGCCAUUGUAGCCAUGAUGAACAGGAAGGACGAGCUGGAGGAACAAAACACGUCUCUUCGCAGUCUGCUGGACGGGGAGAUGGAGCACUCAGCCGGCCUGAGGCAGGAAACUGAUUUGCUGAAGAGGAAGCUGGCCGAGCUGGAGGAGAGACACUCGGCCAAGGUCCAGACACUGGCCAGGGAGAAUGAGGUCCUGAAGGUCCAGUUGAAGAAGUAUGUGGGGGCGGUGCAGAUGCUGAAGAGAGAGGGAAGCCAGGGAAAUGAUGACAUGUCAAUGUUGCGGCCGAGUGAAGACCAGGCUCCGGUCCCACAGAAUAAGUUCAUGGGCGACAUCGAGGAGCUGGCCGCCAGCUACGAACGCAAACUCAUCGAGGUGGCCGAGAUGCACGGUGAGUUGAUUGAGUUUAAUGAGCGGCUGUACCGUUCCCUCAUGGCCAAAGACCACCUCAUUGUCCAGAUGAGGCAGGAACUCAUUGACCUGAGAGGCCCGGUUGCAGGGGAUUUAAGCCAGACAUCAGAUGACCCCAGCCUGUCAGAUUUUGAGACGGCGCAUCGCGCUCUCAUCAACGUGUGGAUCCCCUCCGUGUUCCUGCAGGGCAGAGCUGCCAACGCCUACCACGUCUACCAGGUGUACAUCCGUAUCCUGGACAACGAGUGGAAUGUUUACAGGCGUUACACCGAGUUCAGGGAGCUCCACACCCACCUGAGGACCCAGUUUGCGCAGGUGGACACCUUCAACUUCCCACCCAAGAAAGCCAUAUGGAACAAGGAUGCCAAGUUUGUGGAGGAGAGGAGGAAGCAGCUGCAGGGCUACCUUCGCACGGUGAUGAACAAACUGAUCCAGACGCUGCCAGAGUUCACAGCCCGCCCCACCAAAGAGACCCUGCUGUCUCUGCUGCCUUUCUGUCUAGACACACCCGAGGCCAACGACGGCGGAUCCAAGACGCCCCGGUCCAAAACGUCAGCCCGCUUCCCGAGACUGGGCCGCAGCCGCAACCAGGAAACCAGACCCGAACCCCAGAGUGGCGACCUUUAACCCCCUUCCCGAAGCCUUUGAACUAAUAAUCUCUCACUCUAGAGGCUGAGGAGGAUGGGCGUUCCUGUGUCCACCUUGGACUGUGACACACAGGCUCACAGUGUGAGGACAUUACGGGUGUUUAGCGGACCUUCAGAGCCUCACAGAUGAAAGGCCUCAGUGGAGCUUUUGGAGAUGGAUGCGUUCACAGCGCAGGAAUUUCCAGGAGACAUGAAAGUGUCUGCUCAUCGCCGGGCUGAGGAAAGGACACAUUACUCCCCUAAGGCUGCCUAGCAGUGGACCCAAUCAUACAGCACCGCUUACCUCAUUGAGAGACACACGGACUCUCUCUCUCUCUCAUCCUAAACACAAUGAGACGAUGGAGAGGAGGUUUUCUUUUUCUUCUUUUCUUACUCUGCUCAGUUUGGUAGUGAAGGUGUUUCAUGGUCACAGUGCCUGCAGUGUUUUUGUAGCUGCUUUCCUGCUCUGGGAAACGAGGGGAGGGUGUGGAUUUAAGUAUUAUCUUGGGAAAUGAAUUUAGCUUUUCAGCUAAUGUGUCAGCAUUAUGGUGCCAUUACAUUUUAGAUGGCGAUGAUUCACUAUCUCUGGCGUGGGCCAUAAGGCAAUGGUUUUUCCUUUUUCCUGUUAUGUUAUUAUUACGGCUAAUGGAUAAUCUGCAAACAAAUAUAUAUAUAUAUCUUAAUGUCACCGGGGAUGCAGUGGUUAUCAAAAGCAUCUUUACAAUUCCACAUCUGAUGAAUGGAUUAGGGUUGAUGACAAAAAUUGAUUUGGGAAUGUACAAAAAUGAUGAGGGUUUGGAGUGAUAGUGAAUCUUAUAUGUCACUUAUUAAAAAAGCUAGACCUCCCACAACCUCGACACAGGCAGACCAGA
Messenger RNA from Cyclopterus lumpus (lumpfish), 3789 nucleotides. It is a transcript of the gene snx29, whose product is annotated as sorting nexin 29. The transcript has 21 exons. Gene Ontology annotation, molecular function: phosphatidylinositol binding. Lineage: Eukaryota; Metazoa; Chordata; Actinopteri; Perciformes; Cyclopteridae. The record is from RefSeq and is a predicted model, not a curated record. Bases 405 to 2918 code for a protein of 837 amino acids.